AUGUUAUACAUCCUGGCAUUCCCUACACUCAUGAGCGCUAUGAGUGGUUACGACUCCAACGUUGUAUCUCGUGUCCAAGAUGGCGAUGAUAACCUUGUCCCUUUCAACAAGUAUGCGCGGGUUGUCUAUGUCAUUCACGAUGGCUGGAGAGUCGGCGAAAAUGGCGAAUACUGGAUCAGGGACAUUGAAAGUCAAUAUGUCGAAAUCCAUGGACUUGGCGGAACCCAAAACGAAUCGUCGCAGUUUAUGAACACGCUCAUAGAACCACCUGUCCUCAAUAUCACUGCGUACAAAAGCGAAGCGAAGCGGCUCGGGGGCCAAAACUCUCCUGAACCAUUAGACGUAACUUGGGUGAGGGGGAACAAAACCUUCGAUCGCACGUACAUGGAGCUCUACGGCAAGUGCCAGAACACGGGGGUAGGUCGUCACUAG
Messenger RNA from Alternaria viburni, 432 nucleotides. RefSeq lists its product as uncharacterized. The record is from RefSeq and is a predicted model, not a curated record. NCBI's taxonomy places the organism in Eukaryota, Fungi, Ascomycota, Dothideomycetes, Pleosporales, Pleosporaceae. Bases 1 to 432 code for a protein of 143 amino acids. The transcript has 2 exons.